AUGCCAGUCGAUGUUGUGAUCCGGCCAAUGUCUCCAACCAGUUUCAUGAACACAAGCAUGAGUGUUCUUCCUGUACUGGCUCCACCCGAUUGGGACCCUUCGUUCCACGGUUCCGUUCACACAGCGACACUGACCGUGUGCACAGUGUUGGUAAUCUUUGUGGUGAUCCUCGGCACUUUUGGCAAUGGAUUAGUGUUGCUGUCAGCGCUGCAGUGUCGGAGGCUGCGCUCCAAUUUUGAUAUGCUGAUUUUCAACCUAGCCGGAGCCGAUUUUAUCAUCUCUGGUUGUUUAUCAGCGACGUUUUUGUACUUGCUGUUCUCUAACCCGCCGUCGCCAAGGGAGUUUUGUGGUGGCUUUCUGUUUACUUCCACGCUGUGUGGCUUGUUGUCUUUACUGACUUUGGUGGCUAUCGCCGCCCACAGGGAAUCACGAGUGCGAGGCAGGUUGAAAGGCGCUUUGAGUACAACACGAACAGCGUUUAUUUUAAGUAUUAUCUACAUCAUCAGUAUAGGAACGGCCUUGGGUGGAACUCUUCAUGUGACCCUCUCCUGGACUCAGGCUUACACCACCUGUCAAGCGGUUAUCAACAGCAACGAUAUUACCACCAACAACGUAAUUCUAUUCUUCGUUAGCCCCAUCAUUAUCAUUAGCUUCACCAUCAUCGUCAUCUCCUACAGUAUCAUCGCCAGAGCUGUACGUGUUCAGACAUAUCUUAGAGUCAAGGCUCUUCAGCCAUUGUUAAAACCACCAACGAGUGUUCCUGUGCAGAAUGCAUUGCCAAUUGAUUCAGCAUCUAUCGACGUGCAGAAAAUCUUAGUUGACAACACUAAAGUUCCUCGGAAAAACGAACCCUUGAAGCACUGUACUUGUUGCAGCUGCAUGGUCGCCUUGGACAAGGAGAACAAAGCCGUUACCAUGUGUUUUGUUGUCAUCGUCAUAAUCGCUUUGUGCUGGGCACCGUUGGUGAUCUCUCAUAUUUUAGAGAUGAUUAUCGGAGAAUCGAUAAUAUUAUAUCAAGUUAAAAUUUGUGGUAUCGCCCUAGUCUUUCUGAACAGCGCUUUAAACCCUUAUUUGUACGCUCAAAACAGAGGUAGGAUCAAAAAGAAGUAUGGACGUUUUUUCUGGAAUAUGCUUCGCUGUGAAUGUCAAAUGCCAAACCCUAAAAAAUUUCAAACACUUUUGCAUAAACGACCAAGAACUCGUUCGUUGGGCAAAUCAAUGAAAACUCAAGAUUUUGCUUCAGUGCGGUUUUUACAUCCAAAAUCUAGAAAGAUACUUAAAAACUGUGACAGUUUAAACAAAAAUGCUCCUUCCAUGAAAGAUCAACGAAUGCAGUCAACGCAUAAAACAUACACACAAAAUGUUCUCUUGUACGGGGGUGGAACACUGCGUCAUUUAUCUUUGGAUAGCAGACGACCAGAUAUGAGCCAUAACAGGAAACUUUACGCGCAAAAUGGAAGAAUAAGUGACGUUAGAUCACUGGUGCACAAAACCUGUUGUCACGCCCAUUCCCCUGACAACCAGAGUUUGGUGGAUUCUUGA
Messenger RNA from Candidula unifasciata, 1542 nucleotides. NCBI's taxonomy places the organism in Eukaryota, Metazoa, Mollusca, Gastropoda, Stylommatophora, Geomitridae. The record is from the annotation of a GenBank genome assembly.